Molecule: messenger RNA, 1746 nt
Organism: Vigna angularis (adzuki bean)
Lineage: Eukaryota; Viridiplantae; Streptophyta; Magnoliopsida; Fabales; Fabaceae
Product: ruvB-like protein 1
Exons: 12
Coding region: 71-1447 (458 amino acids)
Biological process (GO): box C/D snoRNP assembly; regulation of transcription by RNA polymerase II; chromatin remodeling
Cellular component (GO): NuA4 histone acetyltransferase complex; Swr1 complex; Ino80 complex
Molecular function (GO): ATP binding; DNA helicase activity; ATP hydrolysis activity
Source: RefSeq, a predicted model, not a curated record
AACGCGUUGUCUCUUUUCUUGCUGUUGCUCUGUGCCCGCUGCUGCAAAGUGCAAAACCUGAGAGAGAGAAAUGGAGAAGAUGAAAAUAGAAGAGGUUCAGUCUACCACCAAGAAACAGCGUGUUGCUACUCAUACUCACAUCAAAGGCCUAGGGCUUGAGCCGAGUGGAAAAGCAUCGCGUUUUGCCGCCGGCUUCGUCGGCCAAGUUGAAGCCAGAGAAGCUUCCGGUCUCGUGGUCGACAUGAUUCGCCAGAAGAAGAUGGCCGGCCGUGCACUCCUUCUCGCCGGACCACCUGGAACCGGAAAGACUGCACUGGCACUUGGGAUAAGCCAAGAGCUUGGCACCAAGGUGCCAUUCUGUCCAAUGGUUGGCUCUGAAGUGUACUCCUCAGAAGUGAAGAAGACUGAGGUUCUCAUGGAAAAUUUUCGACGGGCCAUUGGUCUGCGUAUAAAGGAAAACAAAGAAGUGUAUGAAGGAGAGGUAACUGAGCUCACUCCCGAAGAAACUGAGAGUGUAUCUGGUGGUUAUGGUAAAAGUAUUAGCCAUGUGAUAAUUGGAUUGAAGACAGUGAAAGGAACCAAGCAACUCAAGUUGGAUCCUACCAUAUAUGAUGCCUUGAUUAAGGAAAAGGUAGCUGUUGGGGAUGUUAUAUACAUUGAGGCAAAUAGUGGCGCUGUAAAAAGGGUGGGUCGAAGUGAUGCUUUUGCUACAGAGUUUGACCUUGAGGCAGAAGAGUAUGUUCCACUUCCCAAGGGAGAGGUGCACAAGAAAAAGGAGAUUGUUCAGGAUGUAACCUUGCAUGAUCUGGAUGCUGCCAAUGCACGACCUCAAGGGGGACAAGAUAUUCUGUCUCUUAUGGGUCAGAUGAUGAAACCCAGGAAAACAGAAAUCACUGACAAGUUGAGACAAGAAAUUAACAAGGUUGUCAAUCGAUAUAUUGAUGAAGGUGUGGCAGAGCUUGUACCUGGAGUUCUAUUUAUCGAUGAGGUUCAUAUGUUAGACAUGGAAUGUUUUUCGUAUUUGAAUCGUGCUUUAGAGAGCUCCCUAUCUCCAAUAGUAAUAUUUGCUACUAAUAGAGGAAUAUGUAAUGUAAGAGGGACUGAUAUGAGCAGUCCUCACGGCAUACCUGUUGACCUACUGGAUCGGUUGGUGAUCAUUCGAACACAAAUCUAUGGUCCUGCUGAAAUGAUACAGAUUCUAGCUAUCCGUGCUCAAGUGGAGGAACUGGUGGUGGAUGACGAGAGUUUAGCUUUCCUUGGGGAAAUUGGACAACGAACAUCUUUAAGGCAUGCAGUUCAGCUGUUAUCACCUGCCAGCAUUGUAGCAAAAAUGAAUGGCAGAGACAAUAUAUGCAAGGCGGAUCUUGAAGAGGUUUGUUCGCUAUAUUUGGAUGCCAAAUCAUCUGCCAGGUUACUUCAAGAGCAGCAGGAGAAAUACAUUUCGUAAGAUUAUUAUUUUCAAACUGUUGCAAGAGCUGGUGGUUGGAUUUUAAUUACAACCGGUUUGCUUGUUGCUUCUCUGCUGUCCCCUGCAUGAUCCGAGACAAUUGGUUCAUAGAAUUCAUCUGGGUAUUAUUGAUGGUAGCAGAAACCUGAGACAAGAAAACGAGUCACUGCAUUAGAAUCAAAGGGUUAAAGUGUGCUGUAAUUUUUUUGCUGAAAUCGUUUUAAGAUUUUUUUUGUAUGUUUUGACAACUGAAAACAGAAAGGCAACAUGGAAUGUAACGAGGCAGUUUAUUUCCCCUA